CAUCUAAUGUCCGAAGCGUUUUGAGUUAAAAAUUUUAUGAAAGCAUUUUUGCGACAAUUCAGUGCUUUUAUGAAUUCACUACGGUAAAGUUGUUGGCGUGUUUUGAGGAACAAACGAUAAAGCAAUAAGCGAAUUUACUAAAUAAUUAUAUAUUUAAUGUACGAGUAUAUGUAAUGACAGUGAGCGAAUGAGCUGCAUAUUCAAAAAUUAAAAAAUUCAAUAUUUUUUAAUUUUUACUGUUAUUUAUACAAGGAGAAAAUAAUGAGCAUAAAUGAGAAAUCAGAAAUUGUGCUAUUGUGAACCAAAUUAAGUGCGAGAAGUUGAUGUUUUGAGUCAAAAUAAUCAUGUUAAGAAAGUAAUCAUAAAGACCAUUUGAAAUCAUUUCAACAUAAUAACUUAUUGUGUAACGGUAUUUCUAAAACUAAAAGUGCUAAAACACACCAAAAAAGUGUAGUGACUUUUUAUAAAAGCAUUUUUUAUACUAAAAACUAAGAAAGAAAAAAAACUUUAUAUACAAAGUAUAAAAGUAUACAGCAUAUAUUUCCAUUGAAAAAUAACAAAAAAUAAGCGACAAGAAAAUGGAAGGCGAAUCAACAGAAUCUACACACAAUACCAAGGUUUCGGACUCAGCAUAUUCAAAUAGCUGCAGUAAUUCGCAGUCACAAAGGAGUGGCAGUUCGAAAUCACGUCUUAGCGGCAGUCAUUCCUCCGGCAGCAGCGGUUAUGGCGGCAAACCAUCUACGCAAGCGAGCAGCAGCGACAUGCACAUUAAACGCGUCAAGGAUAAGGCACGCAAGAAGAAGAAGUUGAAAUGCUCCGCACAAACGAAUAUUCUGGAAAAUCAAGAUGACACACCAAACACAAGCGAGCCGCAGGGUGAGGAACAAAUCACUUUGGGCUGCGACAAGGCAAUCGCACAAUGCAGUCGCCAGAAGGAAAAUAAGGAUGCGUCAUUAACGCUGUUGGAGAAGGAGACAACCGAACAAACUAAAUCGGAGAUUUCAUUGCAAUUUCCCACGCCAUCACCAUUGUCCACAACCACACUGCAAGGUGGAAAAUCCGAGAGAACUUGCGAAUCCGCACCAGGAAAAUUGGAGAGUUCCGGCAAGGCCGAAAAACUCAAAGAGGAGAGUUUCUGCUGUGUGAUAUCCAUGCAUGACGGCAUAGUGCUCUACACAACGCCGAGCAUAACUGAUGUUCUCGAUUUUCCACGUGACAUGUUGCUGGGACGUUCAUUCAUUGAUUUCGUACAUCCCAAGGAUCGCGCCACCUUCGCCAGUCAAAUCACCACCGGCAUACCGAUAGCCGAGUCACGUAAUAGCGCACCUAAAGAUGCACGCACUACAUUCUGUGUAAUGUUACGUCGUUAUCGUGGCUUGAAAUCGGGUGGUUAUGGUGUCAUCGGACGUCCGGUGAAUUAUGAACCCUUCCGUUUGGGAUUAACAUUCCGUGAGGCGCCCGAAGAGGCACGACCCGACAACAAUCUCGUUUCGAAUGGCACCAAUAUGUUGUUGGUCAUAUGUGCCACGCCCAUUAAGAGUUCUUAUAUAGUGCCAGAUGAGAUACUCUCGCACAAGAGUCCUAAAUUCUCCAUACGUCAUACAGCGACGGGAAUCAUUUCGCACGUGGACAGCGCUGCGGUAUCAACAUUGGGUUAUUUACCACAAGAUCUUAUUGGACGUUCAAUAUUUGACUUUUAUCAUCCGGAAGAUCUUAUGGUAUUGAAGGAAAUUUACGAAACCGUCAUGAAGAAGGGACAAACAGCGGGCGCUUCUUUUUGCAGCAAACCGUAUCGGUUCCUCAUACAAAAUGGCUGCUACAUAUUAUUGGAGACGGAGUGGACAAGUUUUGUGAAUCCAUGGUCGCGUAAGCUGGAGUUUGUUAUCGGACACCAUAGAGUGUUUCAGGGUCCAAAACUUUGUAAUGUUUUCGAUACGGCACCGGCAAACAAACCAAAACUUUCAGAUGAGGUACGUAGUCGAAAUAUACGCAUUAAAGACGAAAUACUCAAACUGCUGGAAGAGUCCAUAUCGCGGCCUUCGGACACGGUAAAGCAAGAGGUGUCACGCCGUUGUCAAGCGUUAGCUUCUUUCAUGGAAACUCUCAUGGACGAGGUGACACGCACUGAUCUCAAAUUAGAACUACCUCAUGAGAAUGAGCUGACCGUCUCGGAGCGAGAUUCGGUGAUGUUGGGCGAGAUCUCACCACAUCACGAUUACUAUGAUAGCAAAAGUUCGACGGAAACACCGCCGAGCUACAAUCAACUGAAUUAUAAUGAGAAUUUGCAGCGCUUUUUUAACAGCAAGCCUGUUACCGCGCCGGUCGAGGUCGACCCAAUGAAGAAUGAACAGUCUUACAGCAUAUCGGCUGACGCACGUAACACGCUCAGUCCGGUGCAGUGUUUCGAGGGUAGUGGCGGCAGUGGGUCCUCGGGAAAUUUUACAUCUGGCAGCCACAUACACAUGAGUAGUAUUACGAACACCAGUAACGCCGGCACCGGCACCUCAUCGGGUAGUGCACAGUUGGUCACAUUGACCGAGUCGCUGUUGAAUAAACAUAACGAUGAAAUGGAGAAAUUCAUGCUGAAGAAACAUCGCGAGUCUCGCGGUCGUUGCGGUGAGAAGAGUAAAAAGGCCACAGAAAAGGUAAUGGAGUAUAGCGGGCCGGGUCAUGGCCUCAAACGGGGCGGCUCACAUUCUUGGGAAGGUGAUGCCAACAAACCGAAACAUCAACACACGAACGUAAUGGACGCGCAACGUGACUACGCUGAUCAUCACAAUAUGGCGGUGAGCGCGAGUGGCAAAGCUUACGGCUCGUUGCAAACAACUCUGGGUGAGACAGCCUUUGCUAGUUCUUAUGCUGCGGCGGGUAUAUCUUGCACGCGCAAUGUCAAUCUCUGGCCACCCUUCUCCGUGGGCAUCAAUACGUCGCACACGUCGCAAACUGUGGCGCAAGCCGGUUUCACACCGCAACACAGCAUAUUCCCGACAUUCUACUACAUACCAGCCACAGCGGCGGCGGCUGCAGCAGCCGCAACACAAGUUCAGACCAAGCCCAACAUGGCGGACAUGCCGAGCACUUCGGCUCAAGCGCUGCCGCUUCAAUAUAUGACUGGUGUUAUGUAUCCGCAUCCAUCACUAUUUUAUACACACCCCGCGACGGCUAUGAUGUACCAGCCCAUGUCAUUUUCAAAUAUGUCCAACUCGUUGACGCUGUCGGAGCAGGCGAGCAGUUCGAAUGCUUUCAAAACGAAUCAACCGGUCAUGUUGGCUCCAACGCCCACGAAGACGCAAGGCGCUUUCCACUCGAUUACACCUGCGCAGCUGCAACGCCCAUCGUCACAGGCGACGUCGGUGAAAGCUGAACCCGGCUCUAAUAUGGCGCCUUCGGAUUCAUCGAAAAAGGGUAUUGCGGACUCACCGAUUCCAUCCGUUUUAGGGGAUUAUGUGUCGGAUCAACACAAUCCUAUGGAUCUGAAGCCCAACAGUGAUAGCAAUGCUAACAGCGACGACAUGGAUGGUUCCAGCUUUUCAUCUUUUUACUCCUCAUUUAUAAAAACCACAGACGGAUCGGAUAGUCCUCAGGAGAAUGAUAAGGAAGGGAAGCACCGAAAAUAUAAAGUACAAACCGACUCAAAGUCAAUGGAUAAUGCUGAAGAAGACCAAACGUUACAUGGUGAUGGUUAAAUAUUGUUUGCAUACAUACAUAUGUACAUACAUACAUGCAUAUUUAUUUGUACGUGUACGUGUGUGAAACGUGAGUUGCACAUCAUUGCAAGCGAUGAGACAAGUUUUGUGGCAACGUGACGAUCAGCAAACGGAAUUUUUAUUUACAAACUAAACCCCAAACACACAAGUCCACUUUGGCUUAGCAUUAAACACGACAAAAAGUAUUAGCGCAAGGUAUUGUCGCUGGCAUGCAAUAAAAUAAAUGCU
This is a messenger RNA of Ceratitis capitata (Mediterranean fruit fly), 3935 nucleotides long. RefSeq names its product period circadian protein (gene per). Gene Ontology annotation, molecular function: transcription cis-regulatory region binding; transcription corepressor binding. Gene Ontology annotation, cellular component: cytoplasm; nucleus. The record is from RefSeq and is a predicted model, not a curated record. NCBI's taxonomy places the organism in Eukaryota, Metazoa, Arthropoda, Insecta, Diptera, Tephritidae. The transcript is spliced from 14 exons. Gene Ontology annotation, biological process: circadian regulation of gene expression; negative regulation of transcription by RNA polymerase II; entrainment of circadian clock by photoperiod. Bases 579 to 3686 code for a protein of 1035 amino acids.